Molecule: messenger RNA, 1809 nt
Organism: Aspergillus terreus NIH2624
Lineage: Eukaryota; Fungi; Ascomycota; Eurotiomycetes; Eurotiales; Aspergillaceae
Product: putative ATP-dependent Clp protease
Exons: 4
Coding region: 1-1809 (602 amino acids)
Biological process (GO): protein catabolic process; proteolysis
Cellular component (GO): mitochondrial matrix
Molecular function (GO): ATP hydrolysis activity; ATP binding
Source: RefSeq, a predicted model, not a curated record
AUGACAACGGGUACCGUCGGCCGUCAUCCAGCUUACUCCCCGGCUCUCCGUCUCACGAAACACUCCACCUUGCUAGUUUUACCUGAUUUCGCAGCUGGCCAUGCUGCGCCUAUAUUUGAGAUCUUCCGCGCCUCUUGGUCGAUACCGCAAGUUCGCUCUCCGCUAUCGGCACGCAGCCCAGACACGCCCAUGUCUCCAACGCCGCAGUUUCUCCAGUUCUACCGUAUCAUUUCCAACGGCAUCACAAUUCAAUCGGUCGGACUUCACAAACCAACCGUGGAGCGUGUCGCCGUCUACAAUCAUUACCAACGCGUUCAGGAGCUUCAGCGACGCGAAGAAGAGGCCGCGGAACUGGUGGCCAAACGAGCGCGCCGGGAAUCAGUUGAGCACCGUCAUCCUGUGGAGGACGAAUUUCCUGGUCAGCAACGGACUGCCCGUCUUCCCCCAGAAUCUACCCUGUCGUCCCCUACCGACCAAGCCGAGCUAAACGACUCAUCGCCGCUACAAUUGGAAAAGUCCAAUAUUCUCUUGUUAGGUCCAUCUGGUGUUGGAAAGACACUGAUGGCCAAGACAUUGGCCCGUGUCCUAUCAGUGCCGUUUAGCAUUUCUGAUUGCACCCCGUUCACUCAGGCGGGAUAUAUUGGGGAGGAUGCCGAAGUGUGCGUGCACAAGUUAUUGGCUGCCGCGAACUACGACGUCGAACAAGCAGAGCGGGGGAUUAUCGUACUGGAUGAGGUGGACAAAAUUGCAGCAGCCAAGGUUACCCACGGCAAGGACGUCAGUGGUGAAGGAGUGCAACAAGCGUUGUUGAAGAUUAUUGAGGGCACGACAGUACAAGUGCAAGCAAAGCAAGAGAAGAGCGCCCCUCGUCUAGGUGGCACUCCCAACAGUUUUCCGUCCAACAGUCCCCUUGGAAACCCCCCAUACCCCCCAUCCGGGGGCGGGAAUAUGCCCCAGAAGGGCGAGGUCUACAACGUACGAACAGACAACAUCCUAUUCAUCUUCUCAGGUGCUUUUGUUGGACUCCACAAAGUGAUCAUGGAUCGGAUAUCGCGCGGAUCGAUUGGCUUCGGUCAGCCAGUCCGUUCGCCGACAACGUCAAACGAAGGCUCCGCCGAAGCUCGUGCCUCAAACCACCAGCCAAUUCCUAUCUUACCGGGUUCGGAAGAAGAGGCUCUGUACAAGAGACACCUUCCGUUCUUCACGUCCGCCGCGGCAGAAUCGUCCGACGGCGAGCCCCCAUACUUCAACGCGUUGGACCUCCUCAACCCCACGGACCUUCAGAACUACGGCUUCAUCCCAGAACUAGUCGGCCGAGUCCCAGUUACGGCAGCGCUUUCCACCUUGACCCAGCCCCUACUUGUGCGCAUCCUCACCGAACCGCGCAACUCCCUCAUAGCGCAGUACACUACUCUGUUCUCCUUGUCAGGCAUUGAACUCCGCUUCACAACACCCGCCCUGCAUAAAAUUGCUGGCAAUGCUUUCACAAUGGGCACGGGAGCACGCGCUCUACGAACGGAGCUGGAGACGAUCCUCAGUGAUGCCAUGUUCGAAACUCCAGGGUCCAGUGUGAAGUUCGUGCUGGUCACGGAAGCUGUUGCAAAUCGCGAAGAAAAGCCCAUCUAUCUCGCCCGCGGCCAAGGUGGCCGGUUCCAUUCAAUGAUAGCCGCGGAAGAGAGUCGCUGGGAGGAGAAAAUGCGCCAAGAGAAGAAGGCAAAAGAACGAUCAAAAGCCCAGAACUCCACUACGUCGGAAGAGCAUCCUAUCUCUAAUUUCCGCGAUUACCGCACCCGAGCGGUUGGGCUGUAG